This is a messenger RNA of Suillus fuscotomentosus, 1014 nucleotides long. RefSeq lists its product as uncharacterized. The transcript has 8 exons. Lineage: Eukaryota; Fungi; Basidiomycota; Agaricomycetes; Boletales; Suillaceae. The coding region runs from base 1 to 1014 and encodes 337 amino acids. The record is from RefSeq and is a predicted model, not a curated record.
AUGAGUCGCGACGAGAACAAUCCCUCUCCUGGCGAUGCUUCGCACAAAAUAUCAUCGAAUCCUCUUGUUCUUCAUGGUCGACACUUUGGUCGGACGGUGUUUGCCCUAUGUAACUAUCCUUCUCUUUUGACUGCCGGUAUACUCCGACUAGAAGAACUGCAAGACUCCCCCAUAGAAGAUUAUCCAGCGGAUGUUCGGCAGGAACACAGGGUGUUCAUGGAACUAAUAAAUUCGUAUCCUGGUCUGAUAGAUCGUUUGACGAAUAGCGGAGAGGAGGAUAUUAUUCACAUGGGAGAAUUGCUUGGUAAGGGAGCCUCUGGUGCACGAGGCGACGACACAAAAACCCUUAAAUCCACUGUCCUCAAAUGGCUUGUCCCCAGAGGACAAGCAGUCAUACCACCCCUCUCCCGCAAUAUCAAAUCCGAUCGUGGGUUUAACCACGAAGUCACUGGUGCUUUACUCUGCCCUGCAGGUCUUGACUGGUCAAAUGCGGAAACUAAGCAGAAUCUCAAGAGCGGCGAAAUUGCCGUUCGUGGUGACCAGUGGCCGAUUUUUUUAUAUGCUAGGUCUGAAUAUGAUGUCGAAAAUCCAUGGAAGGGUUUGUUGAGGAGCAAAAUUCUCGUUUUCGGUUUCAAACACGUCUUCACGUCUCUGAGCUCGGUCUAUAAAGAGCCAAAGGCUACACGAUCCGGUAAUGCUUACCUUCACGGUAUGAAAUCUGUUACCAAAGGUUCCCUAGCUUAUAUUGCUACGCAGGUCCGGUUUGCGUUGAGUUCGUUGUCAGUAUUUUCACGCACCGACACGGUCACAGACUCGGAAAUUUUUUACCAUAGCAUCCUUGAUUUGUUGGACGAUCCUGAUGAAGAUGAGGAAGUGACUGACCUGUUGACGUGGUGGACGCGUCGUGUAUUUCCUAACUCUUGUUCGCAGCGCACUAUCAGCAAAAAUAGUGCAUUGUCGAAGAUUCGGGCAAGACGCGCUGCCUUGCAAGAACGAGCUGCUACUUCCGAUUGA